Toxotes jaculatrix (banded archerfish) is the source of this 2379-nucleotide messenger RNA. It is a transcript of the gene cfi, whose product is annotated as complement factor I. The transcript has 18 exons. The record is from RefSeq and is a predicted model, not a curated record. NCBI's taxonomy places the organism in Eukaryota, Metazoa, Chordata, Actinopteri, Toxotidae. The coding region runs from base 183 to 2105 and encodes 640 amino acids. Gene Ontology annotation, molecular function: serine-type endopeptidase activity; protein binding. Gene Ontology annotation, biological process: proteolysis. Gene Ontology annotation, cellular component: membrane.
UCAUUUACUGUUACGUGACAUUACAGCAGAUGAUUAGUCAGCUGAAUCGAUCUGGAGUCCGGCCUGUGUACGCACUGACAGGACGAGCUAAUGAUUGAUCGCUGACAACAUCAGUGGACAGAGGAGAUAUCAGGAGAGGAAAAGGAGUGACGCUGCAGCACCGUGAGUUCCUGUUUGUCAGCAUGAAGCCGGGCAAAGCUUCUCUUCUGCUGCUGCUUCUUCUCGUCAUUCGCUCUGAAACUAUCCCACAGAGAGCACAUUUUCCAACCAUCCCACCCUCAACCACAGCCCCCACCCAGGAACCCACCACUCCCACCCCCACAACCGCUCCAUCGCCUGAGGCAGACAAGUUUCUGGGUCCACCUGAGUGCCUGGAAAAGAAGUUAACUCGAGCGUCAUGUGACCUGGUGUUUUGUUCUCCGUGGGAACGUUGCAUUGAAGGGCAGUGCUCCUGUAAACUGCCCUACCUCUGCCCCAUGGAGAACGUGACCCCAGUCUGUGGGCGAGACCACAGGACCUACCGCUCCUACUGCCAGGUGAUGGCUCUCUCCUGCCGGACGAGGAGACCUGCCAUGUCCCACUUUGGGGAACAUUGCUCAGAACAUAACCAGAAGUUUGAGAGUUCGAUAGACCGAGACACAGGACUGGUCAGGGUCUUCAUCCCUGACCCCAGCAGCCCUGGAGACAGGCAGGAGCUGCUGGUGUGCUGGAAGCUGUGGGACAUGGCGGCUGCUAACGUGGUCUGCAAGGAGCACGGGAAGCCACUGGGGGCAGCGAAUGCUCAUUACGUCCCGUACAACGCCCUGACAACCGGCCAUCGCACCAAGCUGUUCCCAGGAAACUGCGUCAGCAUCCACUGCCAAGGCUACGAGACCUCGCUGGCCGAGUGUCUAAUCUACGACAAGGGCGCGAUCGGCGGCAGGAAGGUGGCGACGGCAACCUGCUACGAGCCAUCGCUGCAACCGGAAGGCGACUGCGGCUUCAAGUGUGCCAACGGGAAGUGCGUGUCUCUGAACCACACAUGUGACGGAGUGGACAGCUGUGGCGACCGCAGUGAUGAAAUGUGCUGCAAAAAAUGCAGGAGGGAUGCUUUCCGCUGUAAGACGGGUGUGUGUGUCCAUAAGAAAGCGCUGCAUGAUGGACAGAUGGACUGUCUGGAUGGCGAGGAUGAAUCGACCAAACACGAACCUGUCAACAAAAAGUCACAGGAGCAGCACAGACUGCUGAAAACUUCAGAGUACGUCUCUCCUAAAACAGAAACGAGGACCAACAGAAAACAGCUGGAGUCCAAGUUACAGUGCGGGAUCCCCAAUGCGACCACGGUGAACGACGUGGAGGUGGAGACGAGAGGAACGGGCAUCCGAGUCAAGAGAGUGGUCGGAGGAGUCCCGGCCAAACCGACUCAGAUCCAGUGGCAGAUCGCUCUGGAGGAGCACAGGAAGGUCGACUGUGGAGGAGCUUACAUCGGAGGCUGCUGGGUGAUCACUGCGGCUCACUGCGUCAGACCCAACCCCUCUGCCUUCAAGGUGAAGUUUUCUCUCUGGAAGAAAACCAGAGCUCAGAACACCACUGACAUUGUUCCUGUCGAAGACAUUCGUAUCCACCCCAGGUACAACGCCAGCAGCUACGAGAACGACAUUGCUCUGGUGAAGCUGGAGAAGCUUCCAUACAAGGACAAAUGUUUGGAGGACAAUCCGGCCGUCAGCGCCGUCUGUGUCCCCUGGUCCACCCACCUCUUUCAGCCCAACCACACCUGCAGCAUCUCUGGGUGGGGACGAACCGCAGACGGCAGAGCGGCUCAGGUGUUGCUCUGGGCCAACGUGUCCCUCAUCAACGACUGCCAGAGGUUCUACAAAGAUCGCUUCAAACCAGGCAUGAUGUGUGCAGGUGACCUGGAUGGCAGCGUGGACUCGUGUCAGGGGGACAGUGGAGGUCCUCUGGUUUGUGAAGAUGAACUGGGCGUGUCCUACCUGUGGGGCAUCGUCAGCUGGGGAGAGAGGUGUGGUCAGCCUGGAUUCCCCGGAGUUUAUACACAGGUGGCUCAUUACUUUGAGUGGAUCAGACUUCACACAGGUUGGCCUGCAGUCACCAAGUUUAACUCCUGAUAAAGCGCGCACACACACGCACACACACACACGCACACUCACACACACACACACGCACACACACACACUCACACACCUGUACUCUGUCAGUGUGUUACCAGUCACUUGUUGAUGAACGCUUUGUUUGCCUGUUUUUAUUUUUUGUUUCUGUGUCCAACACAACACUGACAUCCAUUUAGCGUGUUAGCAUUUUAGCCUGAUCGGUUUCCAUAACGACCAGGUGACAUACAGCUGUCUAAGUGUACUGCUACCAAAAUAAAAGCUUGUGUUUCCA